CUCACAACCGCCACCGUCUUUCCUAUCAACGGCUCCACGCUCGAGUCGACUGCAAACGUUCUUAUUGCCUAGUGUCAUCAGCAAGUCUUCUCUAGGAGGACAGAAGUAUCGCCCAAGAUGCAACGCACAUCAAUGAUCGCCCGCCGCUCGCUGGCCUCGUCCGCUUCCACCUCAUCUUCGCCAGCCGUCUCGACUGUUGCGAGGAGGAGCUUCGCCACUGUUCAGGACCCACCCAAGAAGACCCAUGGUGGAUUAAAGGACCAGGACAGGAUCUUCCAGAAUGCGUACAUGAGGCAUGAUCAUCUGCUCAAGGGAGCCAUGGCACGAGGAGACUGGCACAAGACCAAGGAGAUCCUGCUCAAGGGUCACGACUGGAUCAUCGCCCAGAUGAAGGCUUCGGGUAUGCGAGGACGUGGUGGUGCUGGUUUCCCCUCUGGUCUCAAGUGGUCGUUCAUGCUCAAGCCCGGAUGGGAGAAGGACCCUCGCCCCCGCUACCUCGUGGUCAAUGCCGAUGAGGGAGAGCCCGGAACCUGCAAGGACCGAGAGAUCAUGCGUGGUGACCCGCACAAGCUCAUUGAGGGCUGUCUCGUUGCCGGUCGAGCCAUGGGAGCCAAUGCUGCGUACAUUUACGUCCGUGGAGAAUUCUACCUCGAGGCUGCCCACCUGCAGGCUGCCAUCAAGGAGGCUUACAAGGCUGGUCUGAUCGGAAAGAACGCCUGUGGAUCCGGCUACGACUUUGACGUCUACGUUCACAAGGGAGCUGGAGCCUACAUCUGUGGAGAGGAGACUGCCCUCAUCGAGUCACUGGAGGGCAAGCAGGGCAAGCCUAGGCUGAAGCCCCCCUUCCCUGCCGACCUGGGAGUCUUUGGAUGCCCCACAACCGUCGCCAACGUCGAGACUGUCGCUGCUGCGCCGACCAUCAUGCGUCGUGGACCCGAGUGGUUCGCCUCGUUCGGAAGGGACAAGAACCAGGGAACCAAGCUCUUUGCCAUUUCCGGUCACGUCAACCACCCCUGUGUCGUCGAGGAGGAGAUGGGUAUCCCGCUCAAGGAGCUCAUUGAGCGCCACUGUGGUGGUGUUCGAGGUGGAUGGGACAACCUGCUGGGUAUCGUGCCAGGUGGAUCAUCCGUCCCCAUCCUGCCUGCCAACAAGUGCGGUGACGUGCUGAUGGACUUUGACUCUCUCAAGGACGCCCAGUCCUCCCUCGGCACAGGAGCCGUCAUUGUCAUGGACAAGUCCACCGACGUCGUCUCUGCCAUUGCCCGAUUCGCCAAAUUCUACAAGCACGAGUCGUGUGGUCAGUGCACACCUUGUCGUGAGGGUACCACUUGGGUGGCAAACAUGAUGGAGCGAUUCUCUCAGGGUAGGGGUAACUUGAGGGAGAUUGACAUGCUGCAGGAGCUCACAAAGGAGAUGGAGGGACACACCAUUUGUGCUCUUGCUGACGCGGCGGCAUGGCCUGUUCAAGGGCUUCUUCGCCACUUCAGGCCGGAGGUCGAAGCUCGUCUCCAGGCGUUUCAAGACAAGAAUGGCCCUGUUCUCUACGGUGGACAGCUGGCAAACGAGUGGCCCGAAGGUCUAGCAAGGCCAAGCAAUCUGGCAGCUCCUCAUCCAGCUGAGAGGCUACCAAACCCGCACGCUAGCGGAAACGUGUAGAGAGGACCUGGCGCUAGCUAGCCUUCCGCUCUCGAGCAUCCCAUUCUGUACUGUUGUCAGCCUUGACUUCUUUUCUUGAAUAUCAUUCAUGUUCCUCUUGAUCUCUUCCUCAUCCUCAUCAGACUUUCUCGAGGGAUUACGAGG
Messenger RNA from Microstroma glucosiphilum, 1800 nucleotides. RefSeq names its product NADH-ubiquinone oxidoreductase. The record is from RefSeq and is a predicted model, not a curated record. The coding region runs from base 118 to 1656 and encodes 512 amino acids. Gene Ontology annotation, molecular function: FMN binding; NAD binding; NADH dehydrogenase (ubiquinone) activity. Lineage: Eukaryota; Fungi; Basidiomycota; Exobasidiomycetes; Microstromatales; Microstromataceae. The transcript is spliced from 4 exons.